AUGGAUAAAAAGAUAGUGCGCAAAGGGCCGCUGCCUGGGGGUCGCCGGGGCGCGUCUGGAGCUGGCGCUGGACGCGGCAGCAUGCGGGCCGCCAGCCGAGCGCGAGGAGCUGCACGGUCAUCUACCAGCCCUCCGCAUCCAUCAUCCCCACCAGAAGGCUUGGUGUCGGCUGGGUCUUCUCGGACUCAGCAAGCGGCACCCGCCGCUGGUGGAGCACGUCGCAUGCGUUGGUCACAAGAAAUGAAUGCAAACGCACUGCGGGCGUACUUUAGGGCAAAAGGGGAAAAAACUGGAUGUUUGGCGUAUCGGGCUAGGAUGCAUCGUCUUUUUGCUGAGCUGGAGCCAUCUUUAAUCGUCACAGAGCAAAACCUGGCAGACCGAGUUCGGUAUAUCUUGCGCUCAAAUAUAUUUGAUGUCGCCGAACUCGAACGGCUACGACGUGAGGCUGUUCCCUCGUCGGAUGAGAAUGCUACGGCUGAGGAUGCGGCGCCACAAAUGGUAGAGCAACCCGCAAACGUGGAUGCCGCCGUGAAUACCCCAGUUGUGGUUGAUUCAAACGAUGAUGGAACAGUCGCCCAGGAACUGGAAUUAGAGCAUAUGAGGAGUAUAUUGGAAGAAGCGAUUGUGGAAACGCGCAGUACGCCUCUCGAAAAUCGACCGCGACUUCCCCGCAUAGCCCUAAGCAAGCGGAAUCGGGCUGUCGUGAGGGCUCUGAACCCAAUGCUGGUUACCUAUUUGGAAGCCAGCCGGGACCUUUGCGAGACGGACUCAAUUCUUUUUGGCGCCGCGCUGGCAGUCUGCCGUAUCAUAGGCGCCAAGGUUUCCACGGCUGGACGCGCUACUGGCCAUAGUAGCGCUAUCCCAGCAUGGAGAAGAAGAAUUGAGGAACGUAUCGCAAAGGCUAGAGCUCUCAUCGGCAGACUGAUAUGCUUCAGAUCAGGCAACAACAGGCCAAGAAUUGUGCGCACCGUCAGGAUGGCGUUUGCUGGGACAAAUGUCAGUUUGUCCCAGCCGGAUAUAACGCAAAAACUGACGGAGCGCAUAGAUGAUCUGAAGCAGAGAAUCGCUGCUUGGGGAAAGCGGAUUCGGCGAUAUACCGAGAGGUCGACACGGUUCAACCAGAAUCGUCUCUUCCAGAGUGAUCAGAAGAGGCUCUAUGAAUCAUUGGAGCGACCAAUGGUAAGUGGAACGGGUCCAGCACCGGAUCAGGCCGACACUGUAGCAUUCUGGCGCGGCCUGUGGUCAGAGCCCGUAAACCACAGCGAGGGCCCUUGGACGGAAGUUGUGGCGAGUCAGUGUGCGGGUAUUACGCCCAUGGACCCCGUCAUCAUAACGCCGGAUGACGUAGCUGAGGCGGUUCGUAGGGCCCCGAACUGGAAAAGUCCGGGGCUUGACGGGCUGCAUCACUACUGGCUGAAGGGGUUCAUGGUGUGUCACUCUGUGCUCGCCCGACAGUUUCAAGAGGCUCUCAACCAGAAGUCGCUCCCAAGCCUCUUCACUACUGGGAUCACUCAUUUAGUUCCUAAAGACCAGGGGCCGCUGCCUGGGGGUCGCCGGGGCGCGUCUGGAGCUGGCGCUGGACGCGGCAGCAUGCGGGCCGCCAGCCGAGCGCGAGGAGCUGCACGGUCAUCUACCAGCCCUCCGCAUCCAUCAUCCCCACCAGAAGGCUUGGUGUCGGCUGGGUCUUCUCGGACUCAGCAAGCGGCACCCGCCGCUGGUGGAGCACGUCGCAUGCGUUGGUCACAAGAAAUGAAUGCAAACGCACUGCGGGCGUACUUUAGGGCAAAAGGGGAAGAAACUGGAUGUUUGGCGUAUCGGGCUAGGAUGCAUCGUCUUUUUGCUGAGCUGGAGCCAUCUUUAAUCGUCACAGAGCAAAACCUGGCAGACCGAGUUCGGUAUAUCUUGCGCUCAAAUAUAUUUGAUGUCGCCGAACUCGAACGGCUACGACGUGAGGCUGUUCCCUCGUCGGAUGAGAAUGCUACGGCUGAGGAUACGGCGCCACAAAUGGUAGAGCAACCCGCAAACGUGGAUGCCGCCGUGAAUACCCCAGUUGUGGUUGAUUCAAACGAUGAUGGAACAGUCGCCCAGGAACUGGAAUUAGAGCAUAUGAGGAGUAUAUUGGAAGAGGCGAUUGUGGAAACGCGCAGUACGCCUCUCGAAAAUCGACCGCGACUUCCCCGCAUAGCCCUAAGCAAGCGGAAUCGGGCUGUCGUGAGGGCUCUGAACCCAAUGCUGGUUACCUAUUUGGAAGCCAGCCGGGACCUUUGCGAGACGGACUCAAUUCUUUUUGGCGCCGCGCUGGCAGUCUGCCGUAUCAUAGGCGCCAAGGUUUCCACGGCUGGACGCGCUACUGGCCAUAGUAGCGCUAUCCCAGCAUGGAGAAGAAGAAUUGAGGAACGUAUCGCAAAGGCUAGAGCUCUCAUCGGCAGACUGAUAUGCUUCAGAUCAGGCAACAACAGGCCAAGAAUUGUGCGCACCGUCAGGAUGGCGUUUGCUAGGACAAAUGUCAGUUUGUCCCAGCCGGAUAUAACGCAAAAACUGACGGAGCGCAUAGAUGAUCUGAAGCAGAGAAUCGCUGCUUGGGGAAAGCGGAUUCGGCGAUAUACCGAGAGGUCGACACGGUUCAACCAGAAUCGUCUCUUCCAGAGUGAUCAGAAGAGGCUCUAUGAAUCAUUGGAGCGACCAAUGGUAAGUGGAACGGGUCCAGCACCGAAUCAGGCCGACACUGUAGCAUUCUGGCGCGGCCUGUGGUCAGAGCCCGUAAACCACAGCGAGGGCCCUUGGACGGAAGUUGUGGCGAGUCAGUGUGCGGGUAUUACGCCCAUGGACCCCGUCAUCAUAACGCCGGAUGACGUAGCUGAGGCGGUUCGUAGGGCCCCGAACUGGAAAAGUCCGGGGCUUGACGGGCUGCAUCACUACUGGCUGAAGGGGUUCAUGAAAGAGCGACUACAAUUGACACCACAAGAUGGCAAACCAGCUUCAGGGGCUAGUACAUGGCUCAGCAAGGGAACUCCUUCAAGCUUUGUUAUGAAAACUUCAACAUCAAAUCAAUGA
Messenger RNA from Parnassius apollo (apollo), 3054 nucleotides. The record is from the annotation of a GenBank genome assembly. Lineage: Eukaryota; Metazoa; Arthropoda; Insecta; Lepidoptera; Papilionidae.